Plectropomus leopardus (leopard coralgrouper) is the source of this 568-nucleotide messenger RNA. It is a transcript of the gene spcs1, whose product is annotated as signal peptidase complex subunit 1. NCBI's taxonomy places the organism in Eukaryota, Metazoa, Chordata, Actinopteri, Perciformes, Serranidae. Gene Ontology annotation, biological process: protein targeting to ER. The record is from RefSeq and is a predicted model, not a curated record. Gene Ontology annotation, cellular component: membrane; signal peptidase complex.
CAACACGACGUAUCUUUUUGAAACCGGAAGACAGACUGUUUCUGUUUGCAUCUAAUUGUCUCUGUGGGCUUAUUCCUUUUAAGCGGAAAGAUGCUGUCCAUAUUCAAGUCCAUUCCUUCGCACAUGGACUAUAAAGGCCAGAAACUGGCUGAACAGAUUUUCCAAGGAAUUAUACUCAUCUCGGCGGUGAUCGGAUUCGUGUAUGGUCUGAUCAUUGAACAGUUUGGGUGGACAGUGUACAUCGUCUUGGCUGGUUUUGCUGUGUCCUGUGUGUUGACCCUGCCUCCCUGGCCCAUGUACAGAAGGAAUCCUCUGUCCUGGCAGCCAGUUAUACCAGAGACCAGCGGGGAGUCCAGCCAAAAACCUCAGGAAACUCUCAAGAAGAAGAAGCACAAAUAACUCACAAUGUUUUGCUGCCUGACUGUACAUACAUCCUUUAUAUCAAAAAAAAAAAAUCUGUUUUGUCUUACAGUUCACAUUUGGGAAGAAAACAUGGUUACAUUGUUUGUCAGUCAGUAAUGAAAUACUUGUGUCCAAGAAAUAAACAUCUGAUACGCUGUUUUAUAAA